This is a messenger RNA of Leptomonas pyrrhocoris, 552 nucleotides long. RefSeq lists its product as hypothetical. The record is from RefSeq and is a predicted model, not a curated record. Bases 172 to 552 code for a protein of 126 amino acids. The transcript has a single exon. Gene Ontology annotation, cellular component: cytoplasmic dynein complex; cytoplasm. Gene Ontology annotation, molecular function: dynein intermediate chain binding. Gene Ontology annotation, biological process: microtubule-based movement. Lineage: Eukaryota; Euglenozoa; Kinetoplastea; Trypanosomatida; Trypanosomatidae.
GAUGUGUAGGGCAGUGAUAAAGAAAGAAGAUAAAUUGAAAGCCUCUAUUCAGGAUUCGCGCAAGCGCCGUUUUUAGGGGGCAUCCACGAACCGAUUUUUCUUCUUCUUUUUACUCAGCAUUCUCCUUAUUAUUCAACCUAUCCCCCUCCCCCUCGACAUUUAGCAGAGAUAAUGCCCAACGAAUACAUCGUAGCGCCUCGUGAGGACUUCACGAUGCCGCGCCCUGAGGCGAAGUUCUCUGUCCACGCGGUCGAGAGCGUUAUCCACGAGGUUUGCGAGAGUAUGGUGGGUCCCGGGCGCCUCUACGUGUACGAGGAGGCCCAGCCGCUGAUCAAGGACCUCUGCGCUGAAGUUCAGCAGCGCCUGGUGCGGCUCGGCUACGAGCGGUACAAGUUGGUCACCCACGCCACGGUGACAGAGGCGGCGAACCAAGGCAUGCGCAUCGCGUCCCGCUGCUUGUGGGAUCCGGAGACUGACAACUACGCCGCCUACACGUACUCGAAUGAGUACAUGCACGUGAGCGUUGCUGUCUUCGGUGUUUACUGGGAGUAG